Molecule: messenger RNA, 933 nt
Organism: Trypanosoma rangeli
Lineage: Eukaryota; Euglenozoa; Kinetoplastea; Trypanosomatida; Trypanosomatidae
Product: solute carrier family 25 (mitochondrial adenine nucleotide translocator), member 4/5/6/31
Exons: 1
Coding region: 1-933 (310 amino acids)
Biological process (GO): mitochondrial ATP transmembrane transport; mitochondrial ADP transmembrane transport
Cellular component (GO): mitochondrial inner membrane
Molecular function (GO): ATP:ADP antiporter activity
Source: RefSeq, a predicted model, not a curated record
AUGUCGUCGAAGCGCGAAAAACUUCCAAAGCUUGGAUUCUUUGAGGAAUUCAUGGUGGGUGGCGUGGCUGCCGGCGUUUCCAAGACCGUCGCUGCCCCCAUCGAGCGGGUGAAGUUGUUGGUGCAGAACCAGGGCGAGAUGAUAAAGCAAGGGCGGCUGGACGCGCCGUACAAUGGAGUGGUUGAUUGCUUCGCCCGCACGAUGAAGACAGAGGGCGUGUACUCGCUCUGGCGAGGCAACCUCUCCAACGUUCUUCGUUAUUUCCCGACGCAGGCUCUGAACUUUGCCUUUAAGGACACGUUUAAGCGGAUGUUUAACUUCAAGAAGGAGAAGGAUGGGUAUGCGAAGUGGUUCAUGGGCAACAUGGCAUCUGGUGGCCUUGCUGGCGCUGCCUCGCUGUGCUUUGUCUACUCUCUGGACUACGUCCGUACUCGUCUCGCGAACGACACAAAGUCCGCGAAGAAGGGCGGUGAGCGUCAGUUCAACGGCCUUGUGGACUGCUACGUGAAGACGUGGAAGAGUGACGGCAUCGUUGGGCUCUACCGUGGAUUCAUGGUCUCGUGCGUGGGUAUCGUGGUGUACCGCGGCUUCUACUUUGGCUUGUACGAUACUCUUCAGCCAAUGCUUCCCGUGGACACCUUUAUUGUGAACUUUUUGCUUGGGUGGGCCGUGACGAUCGUUGCCGGUCUUCUCUCCUACCCGUUGGACACUGUCCGCCGUCGCAUGAUGAUGACAUCCGGUGCCUCCGUCAAGUACAAGAACUCAAUGGACUGCAUGAUGCAGGUCAUCAAACAGGAGGGUGCUGUAUCUCUGAUGCGUGGUGCUGGAGCGAACAUUUUGCGUGGCAUCGCCGGUGCCGGUGUACUCGCCGGUGUGGACGCGCUAAAACCGAUGUACAUCCGGUGGCGCAUGGCUGAUCAGUUGAAGAAGUAG